AUGGUAUUCGGAAUUACGAAACAGUACAUUUUGGCUAUCAUACCGAUGGCCGGGUUUGGUUUCGGCUGGUUUCUGGACAAUAAGGAAACCGAACGCAUGACGAUGUUUCGUGAUAAAAGCGCGUUGUACGGUAGGGUAUUAAAGGAAGGUGAGAGCCCCUCAUGGCCGUAAUAGUGAUCGUUAAUUAUGAUAGUAUGAAAUAUACUGGUUAAUCUCUAA
Messenger RNA from Topomyia yanbarensis, 219 nucleotides. Its product is annotated as NADH dehydrogenase [ubiquinone] 1 beta subcomplex subunit 1-like. Lineage: Eukaryota; Metazoa; Arthropoda; Insecta; Diptera; Culicidae. Bases 1 to 171 code for a protein of 56 amino acids. Gene Ontology annotation, cellular component: mitochondrion. The record is from RefSeq and is a predicted model, not a curated record. The transcript has a single exon.